CUGCAUCGUGAUCGUCGAGGGGUUCGUGCCUUCGUCUUCCUUCGCGGUGCUGAGGUUCCCUGGUGGUGUCCCUUGACCUCUUCCUCCUUCCAUGACUGUUCUUGAACAAUUCUAUAGAUGAAUGUCCUGGCAUUGACAGCUGUUCUUGCUGUCAUUGAUCAGUGGAACAGACGUGAUACUUGCGUCGAACUCGAUCUCUGGGUCUGCCCGGUGUCCAGAAUGUCAGAGACCCGGGUGGGUCUUUGUGACUGCGGUGCAGAUGGCGCCAUCCCCGAGAACCAGUCGAUCAUCCUAGAUCCUCCAUCUAUUGCGAGUAAUUGGUCGCGUGAGGGAUCUCCAUUCGACAGCUUGCUAGGAUGUGACGUCGAAUCUCCGCGUUCAAUCACCUUUGUCUUGCGCAGGGCUCUGUAUGAGUGGCCCGGGUACCUGACAUCACUAUGCUGGCUUGUGUAACAUGUAGAUCCUCCAGAGAACAAUAUAACCCCGCGAAGGCAGUGUACCUUCGGUAGGGAUUGCGAGGAUACAUCCCACUUC
Molecule: messenger RNA, 534 nt
Organism: Aspergillus versicolor CBS 583.65
Lineage: Eukaryota; Fungi; Ascomycota; Eurotiomycetes; Eurotiales; Aspergillaceae
Exons: 1
Coding region: 118-453 (111 amino acids)
Source: RefSeq, a predicted model, not a curated record